AAAGAUUUAAAAGAGAGAGAGAAACAGAAUUAUUUGAGGAUCCUAAAUCUUUGGACUCUGACAACAAGACAAAAUUUUCUCUUGCUGCACGCAAACUACAUCCAAUCAAAGUCAAAUCGCGAUGGCUGAAGUAGAUUCACCACCGCCGCCUCCGCCACCGCAGUACCUAGAGGUUAACUGCAUAACCUCCGGCAAGAUCCUACGGUUCGCUCCGGGCACCGAUGCAGGAUUCGCGGUGGCGCUGAUAAAUCGGAAACUGAAAGGAACAGUUCCAUUGGUAACGCACAUAGAAGCUGUGAAAGAUGGCGAAGAAGAAGAAGCAGUUGCUUUUGGACCAAACGCAAUUCUUUCCAAUUUUGGUGAAGAUUGGAAGCUUCAAACCGUUCUUUCUUCGGAAGAACAAAGAAAAGGACCUAUUCAAGGAGUGGCAAAGCAAACAUUAGAACAUGUUUCAAAUGUCCCAGGUGGUGAAAGCAGAGAACCUAACCCAAUAGGCUCAGUAUAUAUCGUUAAAAUAAUAUUUGCUUUUAUUUUGAUUUUUGUUCUUGGUGCAAUUUUUACUUUGUUUCUUGAUAAUCUUCCUGCAUUGAUAUUGUUUGUUCAGUCAUUUAUAUAAUUCAUUUUUCACUUUUAUGUUUGUAACUUAAAUGUAUGAAUUGAAUAAAUGACUUAAUUUUAUAGCCUUUUGCUUUUGUUAA
Molecule: messenger RNA, 698 nt
Organism: Lathyrus oleraceus (garden pea)
Lineage: Eukaryota; Viridiplantae; Streptophyta; Magnoliopsida; Fabales; Fabaceae
Exons: 3
Coding region: 122-616 (164 amino acids)
Source: RefSeq, a predicted model, not a curated record